Eurytemora carolleeae is the source of this 3005-nucleotide messenger RNA. RefSeq lists its product as uncharacterized. The record is from RefSeq and is a predicted model, not a curated record. Lineage: Eukaryota; Metazoa; Arthropoda; Copepoda; Calanoida; Temoridae. Gene Ontology annotation, biological process: innate immune response; regulation of Toll signaling pathway; central nervous system formation. Gene Ontology annotation, cellular component: extracellular region. The transcript has 3 exons. Gene Ontology annotation, molecular function: growth factor activity; Toll binding. Bases 838 to 2877 code for a protein of 679 amino acids.
AUGUUUUACAUUUUGUUUCUCUAAUUCAGAUUAGUGUGUCUGGUAUUCCUUCAUUAUCUUUUACAAGAUGACAUUUUUAACUUAUGGAGGGAAAGUACAAAAAGAAACCGAAGUGCUAAGGAUUAUUAUUUUUUUCAUCAUUAUUAAGAAAAACUUUAAUAAUAAAAAAUCUUCUCUCUACGUAAAAAAAUAAGAAAAAAAAUGUUUAAACCAAAGAUUUUAGAAUGUAGAGAACAUCCAGCCGUUAAUUCCUUCUAUGAACCGGAACAGGGCUGAUAAGGUUUAAUGUUCAGAUCUUCAGUUAGAUAAAGAUUCUGCGUCCAGGAGAUAUUACGUGAAAGUAAAUUGAUAAAUUCAAGAUAUCCAGUUCAUGAUUGAUAUUCGCAAAUAUCGUUUUAUUCCGAACCCGAAACCACCCAGAUGAUUGUGGGCAUAGAUUGAUUAAUUUGGUUUGGUUAGUAAACUGGAAGGAUUUAAAGUAUCCUUAGUUUAAGUUCAAGAAUGGAAAGUUUUUGUUACUCCGGGUCUAGUUCAACAUACGGACAGUUAGGUGGUGGUUCACGAAUUCUUCUGUGCGGAGAGAAAUCCCAGACCAUUCGGUAGAUAAUACUAGGAUACGCUCCGUUCCUUCCUUCGUCCACAAACCAGUUGGUGAUUAUACGGUGAAUCAGACGGUGAAUCGAAUCCAUCAACAUAUUGUUGUACCCAAAAGCACUUUUAUGCUUGUUAGGACAUUAUAGCACGCAUAUAGUACCCAAGUUCAGUCAAAUAAUGCGGGAAAACAUAGUUUGAAUUGGCGACAAAAUACUAGGAACAAGAACACAAACAAUAUCAAGGAUGAAGAUGAAAACGUCCCUCAUAUUCUUUGCUCCUCUUCUCUUCGCCGUAAGUUUAGGAGACAAGGACAAAGAUGAAACAAAACCUGAAGAACUAUUUGAAAAUUUUGAAGAUAACAUCGCUAUGGAGAGCGAAAGAAAAUAUUCGUCGGUUAAUUUUGCCGAUUUUUCCAACGAUCCUGAAUUUUCAAAGUUUCUUUCAAUUGUGGGACUUAAUGCAAAAUCCUCCAUAUUUGGUGAAAAGAUGAUUCCCUCUUCAAGUGUGAAAAAAGAUGAAAUUAAAAAAGAAAAUGAAGAGAAACCUAAAACCACGGAGAAAGAUUAUAAAAUGGCGGAGAAAAGUCCGGAUCAGCUGUUGCAGAUAAAUCCAAAUUUAUUAAAAGAUCUGUUCUCCAGCGGAAAAGAGGUCGAGGAUGUACAGCAGGAGCUCUCAAGCCUUCUCUUUAGAGACUCGUCAUCCAUCAAACCUCAGGAAACCGAAAAUGGGACAAAUCCUGCAGAGUCAAGGAUUAUCAAAGAUGACAGUGAUGAGUAUAUUGAUUAUACGGAUGAUGAUGAUUAUGAUAUGUACAGCUAUGAAGACCUUGCAGAAAGCAGAUCAUAUGACGAGGAUAUGCCUGUUGCCUCAAAGCUUCGACAGAGACGACCUGGAAAACGAAGACGACCCUACCGAGGAAGAUUUGGUCCUGGAGUAAGAGGAAAGUUUCCAGGACGCAAUCCUGAAAUAUAUAAUAUCCCUGGACGAAUACAAACAGUGCCGGAUAGGAAGUUUUCUCCUCCUCCUCAGAGAUUAGAUGAUAGUGAGUACAGUGCAUCCUUCAACCUCAACCCUGUGAUAGAACGAGGUUCAGAUUGUGAUUUCUACACAGACUCUCUCUGCCUCAGUGUAAACUCCUACCCUGAUCAGGAGAUCAUCUCCCUACUCGGAGCUAACCGUAGGAUUAGUGAUGAUAUGAUUGCAGAUGUAAUCGAGCAGUCAGCUGAUGAUUUAAUUGACGGGGUUUCCUCUAACCAGGAGAGUACAUAUACAAUAUCUCAUUACUACGGGAACAGAAGAGAAGAUUCUGCGCAUAAUCAUAGAGAUUUUGCCGAGGAGGGAGGAUUCCUCUGCCCCUCCGAGAUCAAGUACGCUAAACCUAAACGUGGAAAGACUGCUCAAGGUGACUGGAAGGAUAUAGUUAAUGUGAAUGAUUACACCCAAACCCUGAGGAUGGAGAAGUGUCUCCAACCUGGUGGAACCUGCAGUUAUGUAUCCCAUCAUUAUAAAUCUCAGUGCAGUCAGGUUUAUAAUUAUCAUCGACUCUUGUCCUGGAACAAGGAAAGAGGAUUACAUAUGGAUAUUUACAAGGUUCCAACCUGUUGCUCUUGUCAUAUUAUGGGAUACAGUUACGUGUAUCCUCCGCUUAACAACAAGGUUCAAGAGCUACCAAAAUCUCCGGCUGUGUUCCGACCUGGAUCCUUCUCUUCUCAGUCCCGUCCCAAACCUUCUAUAUCUCGUCCUGGGCCUCUGGACAAUCUCAUUCCAGACUUUAAUCCUCAGCAGGAGCUAGAGCAGUUUAUGCAAACUAUAGGAUCAGAUAUCAAGGAUUUCAGCACCUUUGGGAAAACUUCUCGACCAGUGAGAAAUCAACCAAAUCAACAGUUCCAGGGAAGACCUGGGAUUAAAAGACCAGUUGUCGGAGGAUUUACUCCGAGUUUGGGUCCAGACCUCCGACCUCCGUUCAGGAAAAGAAUAUCAGACCGAAGGUUUGAGGAUGUAAACAAGGAUCGUAGGUUUGAGGACUUAAACCAGAGCAACAGACCAGAUAUGGUGGACUCAGGAUCACAAGACAGUCCAGUCCAAAGUGUGCACAGGAAAAGACGCAUUGAUAAACUGGACCGGAGAGGGGAUGGAUUCUCCGAUACCGGAGAACCCUCUGAUAUAUCCGAUCCUGGACACAAGCUUGAAUCCAUCCCACUGGAGACGGAUACUGAUAACACCAAUGUUGUGAACUAUGGAUACCAUCCAAUCAUUGACUUUUUUAACCCUCUCCACAACUAGUGGUUUAUGUACACUGUACAGUGUACAGUUUACAGUGUACAGUGUACACUGUACAGCUUAUAAUCCUCUAGCUUCAUAUCGUGCAAUAAUUUGUAAAGAUUAUAUAAAGUAAAAAUAAAUUUGUUUAA